This is a messenger RNA of Linnemannia hyalina, 1086 nucleotides long. The record is from the annotation of a GenBank genome assembly. NCBI's taxonomy places the organism in Eukaryota, Fungi, Mortierellomycota, Mortierellomycetes, Mortierellales, Mortierellaceae.
AUGACGUUGUCCUUUUCUCUACCUACGUUUUUCAUUAUUUUUCGAGAAACGACCGAGGCAGCGAUCAUUGUCUCUGUGUUACUCUCGUUCCUGAGCCAGGUUUUGUCUGAGCCCAAGGACCAGGCCCUGCGCCAGCGUUUGGCUCGUCAGGUCUGGGCAGGUACUGUGCUGGGGUUGGUGGUAUCGCUCAUCAUUGGGGCUGGUUACAUCGUUGUCUGGAACUUGUAUGCGACCAACCUGUGGGCGGCAAGUGAGGGUAUCUGGGUCGGAUGCUUCUCGUUCGUCGCAGUCCUGAUGAUCACCGUCAUGGGUCUGGCCAUGCUCCGCACCAACCAGAUGCAGGCCAAGUGGAAGACAAAGCUCUUCAAGGCCCUUGACGAAGACAACCACAACCAGAUCUCCAACAGCAACUCCAAGGGUGCCGGCCGCUUCGCUUAUCAGUCCCGGAAAUACGCCCUCUUCCUCCUCCCCCUGGUCACCGUCCUCCGUGAGGGUCUCGAGGCCGUUGUCUUUAUUGGAGGUGUUACGUUCAAUGAGGAGUGGGAAGCUAUGCCUUUGGCUAUUGUUGCUGGUGUUGCUUUGGGUUGGUUGGUGGGAUUUGCUAUCUACCGUGGAGGAAACCAUAUGCGUCUGCACCGGUUCUUUGUUGGCUCGACCUGUUUGCUUCUCCUGAUCGCUGCCGGGUUAGUCGCCAAGGGUAUUGCUGCCUUUGAGUCGGAUCGCUGGAACCGCCUGACCAACGCCCAGGGUGAUGAUGAUGGCACGUAUGAUCCCCGUGUCAACCUCUGGGCGCUCAAAUGCUGUGACCCCAAGAAGCCUGAUGCCGGUUGGUGGGGUGUCGCCAACGCGUUGGUUGGUUGGAGCAACAUUGCCUCGUACUGGACUGUGGGCUCGUAUAUUAUCUACUGGGGUCUCCUCUCGGCCUGGUUGUUCCGUUUGGAUGCCAAGAGACAGACCAAGGCUGCCAUCUCGGGCGAGCAGAGACCGCUGUUGCACGGCGAGGGUUCUGAUGCUGUUGCGACUGGCAGUGGCGAGGGAAGCAGCAACAGCCGAGGCAACAAUGAUCUCGAGAUCACUCCUGCCUAA